Messenger RNA from Gongylonema pulchrum, 783 nucleotides. The record is from the annotation of a GenBank genome assembly. Lineage: Eukaryota; Metazoa; Nematoda; Chromadorea; Rhabditida; Gongylonematidae.
AUGGUCAACAAUGGAAGUUAUGGUGGAGCACGUGUAAUUUAUGGCGAUACUGAUAGCAUGUUUGUUCUCUGUCCAGGAUCAAGUCGUGCCGAAGCUUUUGAAAUCGGACGAAAAAUUGCUGAUGAUGUGACCAACGCGAAUCCUAAUCCUGUGAAACUGAAGCUCGAAAAAAUAAUGCAUCCACUAAUUUUGGAGUCGAAAAAACGCUACGUCGGAAUGAGUUAUGAAAGUAUCAAUGAAGAUGAAGGAAUUUUUGAUGCUGUAGGUAUUGAAACAGUUCGAAGGGAUUCUUGUCCUCUCGUCUCAAGGGUUCUGGAAAAGGCGCUGCGGUUACUAUUUGAAGGUGAUAUGAGCCGAAUGGUGCGAUAUUUGGACAUGCAACUGUCUAACCUCGAUAAAAUGCCCGUGUCUGAUUUCGUCUUCAGCCGAGAGUAUCGCAAAUCGUAUGCGGAAUCUGCAGUUGUGGCUUCGAAACUCAUUGCUGAGAAGCGAGAAGCUAUUUGCCCUCGUAAUGUACCAGAAGUUGGUGAACGCGUGCCGUAUGUAAUUAUAUCCGGUGAACCGCACAGUACCCUAAUAUCAUGUGUUCGCGAACCCUGGGAAUUCAUUGCUGACCAUCGAUUGACACUCAAUUUUGAGUAUUACGUGCAGCGUCAAGUGCUGCCUUCAUUACAGCGAGCGCUUGAUUACGUGCCGCUCAAGAUUGAAUGGCAUUGCCCGGUCAUUGCCGGUUGCUAUAGGCUUGUUUUUUUAAAUUUUUUUGGCUGUUUUUUUUUUCUUUAA